Messenger RNA from Labrus bergylta (ballan wrasse), 5269 nucleotides. Lineage: Eukaryota; Metazoa; Chordata; Actinopteri; Labriformes; Labridae. The record is from RefSeq and is a predicted model, not a curated record.
CAUCUCUUGGAAAAUCCGGAGUGACACCAAAGCUGUGAUGUUCACCAAGAUUUUGAUGAUCAUGCUCAGAAUUUGUUAACUUUUGGAAGAUAAACUUUUUUUUAGUUUAAAGGAUUCAUUGCAUACAUAUUGUUGCUUCAGGAAGAGUAAUGGAAACAGAAGAGAGGGAGGGUAUCUCUCAAAAACCCACAGCUAAAAUAAAGAAAGAAACAGAGGAAGAUGCGAGCUCUGGUCACACCUGUGGGGUGUGCGGCCGCAGCUUCCCUCUCCUCAGCUCUCUGUCCCAGCAUAUGAGAAGACACACGCUAGAGAAGCCGUACAAGUGUCCGUACUGUGAGCACAGGACGGCGCAGAAGGGAAGCCUGAAGGCCCACAUUCGUAGCCACAAACUGGGCCUGUUCAGCCAGAACCUCAGUGACAAGGAGGGGGAAGUAGAACAAGAGCAGAAAAACAACAGUGAGACACCAGACCCUCCUGAGAUCGUCAGCACAACUGCUCAUAAGGUCAACGGGAAGUUGAAGAAGAAAGAUACCAAGAAAAAAGUAAAGGGUAAAAAUAGUUCUGGUGCUGAUGAUGAGUCCUGUUCCUGCACCAUUUGUGGCCAGGUUUUCCCUCAGGUACUGCUCCUUAAAUCGCACAUGAAGAGGCACCGCAGCUCACAAGAUCACGGCUGUCGAAUUUGCGGCCGUCGUUUUCGGCAAGCGUGGUUCCUUCAAAGUCAUAUGCGCAUUCACCGAGUCAAAGCCCAGCUAAAAGGCGGCAAAAGCAACGACCCCCCUGCCACUAUAAACGGAGUUCCUCAAGAACCGGCAUCGCUCAUAAAUGAAGAGUGCCUCUAUGAGCUCUGUGCCGGCUGUGGUAACUUCUUCCCUGACAGAAAGACAUUGCGAAUUCACGAAAAGCUACACAAGCUGAGCCACAGCCGCGCUCAGGCACAAAAUCCAGCACAGGAAGAUUCUGACGCCCAUGAGCCACAUGAUGCUAAGACGCAUUUUUUGAAAAGCCUGAACCUCACUUGUGUUGGACAAAGAGAAAAUCAGGAGGAAAAGAGUCUAGGUAGGCGACUUCCAGAGCUGGAUCCAAUUUGUAGCUACCAGUCGUGGCAGCUGGCCACAAAGGGAAGACUUGUGGAGGUCACCGAGAAAUGUCUCGGAUGGGAGGAGAGGCUCGCCGAUGCUGAGGUGGCAUAUGACACAGAAAAGGGUGAAUAUGUACCCCUGAAGCAAGAGAAGAAGAGGAAGCAAAUCGACACCCCUAACUCCAAAAUGAAGAAGAUGAAGGGUGAUACAGGCCUUGAUCAGACACACAGCUCGGCUCACACUAAAGGAGGUGACAAGAGAGUUUGCCAGAAGGACCGUAUACUGUUGAACGGACUGGGUCAUGCCUUUUAUGAGGCGCUGCAGGCCAAGAAAGAUGCACACUUCACAGCUAAACAGACCAACAGCAUCAGAAGCCAAGACCAGGAGGAUAAGAAACCAUUCUUCUGUGAGUACUGUGAUUUCCACACUGUUGAUGCCUCACUACUCAGGUCUCACCUGCUCCUGCAGCACCAGGACCUCCUGGUUCCCUACAGCAAACACAGCACCAAGUUGGACAACAUUAGCCAAAGUAGCUCCAAAGCCUCGAGAUACAUGGACUACCUCAGAAAUAGGAGCGCGUUGCUCAGUCAGCCAUACUGGAAUCCUUACACAUGUCCGCCUGUCCAGGACAUUAAAACAGAAAAGUCAAAUGGCACUGAGGUCAAAGGUCAGGGACAAACUACAACUGAUGCUGGAAAUCUUCUUAAUCUGUCGUCAUUACCAAUUAAUGGAGAUGGAACUGUUAAUCACAAGUUAAAAACAGAGGGCUUGCUGAGACAUCAGUGCCCGUACUGUUCCCACACUAGCACCUAUCUAGAGGUGCUUUGGAUCCAUCAGCGGGUUGCACACAAGGUCGAUGGCAGCAGCUCCGUGGCACCCAAGUGGGCACCCUGCACUAACAGCCCAAAGAGUUUAAAGGCCGGGGCGACCCCCUGGAGACGCACAGGGCCUCCGCCAUUCCUCGAAGGCAAGGACUGCCCGACUUUACCAGCUCCAAAAACACAGCGCACACAACCUCCAGGUGUCACAACUACAACCAACAGCAAAAACUCAACCCCCAAGACCCAAUCAGGUGCCCCUAAGUCAAAGUCAAAGGAUUCUCGCUCUUCAGAUGGCUCACUGUCGAGUGGGAGGAUGGGACUCCUACCCCAAAAGAAGUCUGGUGAACAUAACCGGGUAGUUGAAGGGGGAAGUAAAAGCUCCCAAGCUAAGUCAUCCAGCAGUACUGUGCACAGCAAGAGUUCCCAUAGUUCCCAGCCUACAAGCAGCCCCAAACACAGAGGCCACAGAGCCGCAGUGGAAGCAAACUUUCCACAAGAGGGUUUAGGUUUUAUGUUGGCCAGAAGCCAUGGUGGGACUUCCUCUAAUGCUGCCCCAGAUAGACCACAUCCUCGCAGGCAGUCGUGUGACUCGUCUUCAGGUGCUAAGGGUCCAGAUCUGUGGGCUGCCAUGAACAUAUGGGGUCACAAAGCAUAUUUAGAACCUCUCCGUUUCGCUCAGGGAAAGAAUGAAGCAGCAGGAGAAAUGCCAAUGGACAUUGAUAUUUUGAGUCUCCUGAAGAACUACAGUCCCCAUGAUCUGGCUGCUGUUUACCAGCACUGGGGGUUUGUUGACCCCAGAAUCGAUCCACAAGCAAUGUUGCAGUUAAAUGGAAAUUAUGGGAAAGAAGUCCAUUCAUCUUCUGAAGUGUCCAAACAGGUGAACAGCCGCUCCUCUUCCUCCUCAGGGUCUCUUCAUAAAGGAACGUGAAGAUUCACGUUGUGUUCCUGUUGGCUUCCAGCCUGCACGGUGUCUGUUCUUUAAAGGAAUCAGCCAUAACUCCUGAAAGAACACAGGCUUCCUGGAUAAUGCACAACAUAUGCAAAACAAUGAGGUGGACCCUUAUUUUGUUAUAUGGUUGUUUAGUUUGAGGUGUCAUGCAUGCUUUUUGUUCGUUAAGACUGUAGAUAUGUUGGACGCAUAAACACAUAUGAAGAUAUGUUUCUUUUAAAUGAGGUUGUUUGAGUUUAUUGUACAAAUAAACACUGGGGGUGGGGAGGGCAGCUUGGGUGGAAAUGAAAUGUGAAGCUACAUUCACGUGGAGAAGAGCACAAUAUUAUGGAUUAAGACACACAGAUACCGAUGACUAUGAGGGGAUGCUGGUGAGAUCAAAACAUUUAGGAAAAGACCAAAUGUCAGGAUGCCACCAGAAAAAAAACUUCAGAUGAUUACAAAUAUAAGCUUUUCUUCAAGAGCCAAUAAAUGUUCUGUUUCAGGAUGAGUACUGUAGUCAUUGUCUCAACAUAUGUAACAGUGCACUUGAGUAUUAUAUUUCUAUUUAUACAAUAAGACUGAUUUCAGAGUUAUAAGUUGUCAUUCGUUCAUUUAAGAUUGAAGAGCUCAGUCAGAGUUUUUUGAUACGAUUUCCCUUUCACUGUUUUCAAACCAAGUCCUGUUUCCUCUGUAAGGGUGCAUGGGCUGGAUUAAUGAGAGAUACAUCUGAGCAGAGUCCAUUGAUCCAUGAUUCUCACACUGGAAGUUGUGAUCUAGAAGUUCUUAAGCAGACAGUCUAAAUGAAAAACAACUAAAAUAUUUCCUCUAAACAUGACUACAGCUACACUGGACCAGAUAUUUUCUAAAUGAUGAACUUUUAAUGGAUACUCUGCAAACCCUGCCCGUGUUAUUAUUAACAUCAAACCAGGUAUCUUUCAAAAACAACAGCUCGAGUGACUGAACCUUUAAAAAGAUAUCGACCUUCAUGUACCACCUUUAUCUACUUCUUUUGAUUCAACUAAGUUGUAAUGCCAACACUCCUCUUCUAAAUUCAAAUGAUUCUAUACCAAAAGAUUUGAACUGUGAACCCAUAAAAUACACAAUGAUCGUCUUCACAGCACCACAGCCUGUAGGGGGUGGGGCUUCUGUGAUAGAUGGCCAAUCACGCAUAGUCACAUUCAGUUGGAACAUUCUUGAGGUGACUUUCUGCAGGAAGAGCCAUAAAAACUGUCUUUUUUUAUUCUUGAAAACAUACCCACACACAUUCAUACUAGAGUGCAUCUUAAGGGUAUUAAGCAUUUUCUAUCUUCCUCUACAAUCUGAAGUGAAUCUGAUUCAGUCAAGUUAACAGCUCAAGUCAAGUCUGAAACUUAAAAUGAAAAAAUUCAGUGAAAACCAACAACAUUAGAUAGCAAUAAAUCAUUCUCUUUUUUUAAUACCAGCGUGACAUGAGACUUUGAUGUCAAACCAAAGGGGUGGAGCCAUGGUUUAUAUCCCUGUUUACCCGUGGAACAUAUAUUCACAUUUUGCCAAAACUGAAGUCCAGAGUCCAGAGAAAUCGACCCAGACUAGUGGUCAUCACGUAGCCAGUCAGACGAACAAGUUUACUGUGAAACACGUUUCCUGUUGAUUCCUGACAUUGAGUAGCUGACAUUUCUCCUUCUUUUCUCCUAUUAGAUAGGUAGUGUGAACAUGUGCACUUCUCUCUCGUUGUAUUAGAGAUGUAGCGAUUUAAUGCUGUGAUUUCUAGAUGUAGAAACUGUAGUGAGAACAAUUUCUACUGAUGUGGCCCUGUGUUACAUCUGCCAGUCAAGCUACUGAAAUGUAGUUUUUGAUUUUGAUUUUGGAAAUCCACCUCAUUUUCAAUUUAUUUUUCAUGUGUUUCCUGUUUGCAGAUUUGUUUUAGUAUGUUGAUAUUUUAGUUUGGAUUCAGUGUGUUUGUCUCCCAUAGAGAAGUCGUCUAUGCAUUUGAUAAAAAAGCCAUCAACUUGUGGAUUCUUGGGAGAUCUUGAGAAUACAUCUUUUAUUAUUGGAUGAUUGAUCUGUGUGGAAAAUGGUUUUGUUUUUAUAAAUACUGUAAAUGAUUGUUUAUUAAAUGGUCUUUUUGUUUGUUCAGAGUGGAAUUUGAACACUCCCAAGUACUUGAUAUUUGUAGUAACAACAGAAAAUGUGACAAAAAUAAGGGUUUUUGGUUCCUAAUACAGGGUGAGCAGGGAGUGAGGCUCCUGCAGGAGGUGUGAUUGACAGCUGUCCACAGGUCAGCCGAGGAGGAACAACAGGAAACAGUGAGGCAGGGGUUUUUAUGCAAAUGGAAACUUUUAUGCAAACCUAAAGCUUCAAGUUGAGCUCUCACUGAGUUCAUUUUUGUGACCAUGUAAACAUGUUUCAUAGGUUAUGUUGAUAUGUUGUAACAGAAUUUCUAUUUUCUCCAGUUACAC